AUGCCAAGCACCCCACCGCCGCCGGACGAGGCCGCCACCACCACCCCUGAUGCGGUCAGCCCAGCGGCAGACGACCCCGCCCUGAUCGAGGCAGUCGACGGGGCCGAGGAGGAAGAGGGGGACGAGUUCCUGACCCAGGGCUGGGACGCGACCUCGUCCAACGCAUCCACCUCGGUGACCUCGAGCGUCUACGCGCACACCUUCGAGAACAGGCACCGGUAUCACUCGAUGGAAAGCUAUUUUACGCGCAAGGCGGCCCUGCACGCCUUGCCCUCAGUCAUGGGGAAGCCAUUCGCCGCCCUGGGGCUGUCCGCGGCCAAGAGGGAGGUCUGGGCCGCAAGGGUGAGGGCGUCGCUGCGGGAGAACAAUAAUCCAAUGCCGACACAUCUGUCCCUCACCGACCAUGAAGAAAACGACGCCAUCGCCCUCAUCGUCGGCCUGUACGCCAUCAUCAGCAUUGUCCUGUCCAUCUGCAUCUGCCGCCUCCGGCGCGACGCCGUCCCGAGCAGCCACGACGGGUACUCGUCAGCCCCGUCGCGCCGCUCGUCGUUGUCCUCCUCCGACGGCGAGAAGAAGUCGCCGCCGAAGGGGCCCUGCGUGCCCACGGGCCGGUUCACUGCCGGGCCGAGGCCGGUGGCGGGGCCCACACCACCGCCGCCCGGGAACAGAUUCGCGGCGAGAGAAGGGAUCGGGGUAGAGAAGUGCCACCGUCGCCCCGGGAGACAGAUGGGUUCGGCGCGCGCGAGCGAAGAACGCUCCGAUUCGGAGGGGACCGCCUGCAGCUGUCGCGAGGUGUCAAUCCGCUGGAGGCGGAGCUGGGACAUGCGGAGCUGAUGUCUUGUAAGGUGGAGGGGGCUAAUUACUUGUGCAGAGCAUGCCCUUGGUCAUCUGGACUUUGGAACCACCCAGUCCUCGGGAUUUCCUGGGAUACGUUGGUAGAUAGGUACAUUAGAUUAUGAGACGGCUCGAUCAGUAAUUACUUCUCCUUCACGCGUCUUGGUUCCGAACCCCCGAGACUCCUCCGUCCUAUGGGAUGUCGUUUGAUGAUUCGAACCGUACCGUCUCAGGCUGCAGCUUCUGUGGCUGUCGGUCGCCCAGUACAAUG
Messenger RNA from Phialemonium atrogriseum, 1105 nucleotides. RefSeq lists its product as uncharacterized. NCBI's taxonomy places the organism in Eukaryota, Fungi, Ascomycota, Sordariomycetes, Cephalothecales, Cephalothecaceae. The transcript has 3 exons. The record is from RefSeq and is a predicted model, not a curated record. Bases 1 to 834 code for a protein of 277 amino acids.